Messenger RNA from Ceratitis capitata (Mediterranean fruit fly), 2955 nucleotides. Its product is annotated as transmembrane protein 164. The transcript is spliced from 5 exons. The coding region runs from base 583 to 1824 and encodes 413 amino acids. The record is from RefSeq and is a predicted model, not a curated record. Lineage: Eukaryota; Metazoa; Arthropoda; Insecta; Diptera; Tephritidae.
UCGUUACUGACAUGCGGCUACGGAAGAGCAACCAAAAUGUUUAACAUUCCAACUAUUGCAAUGCGGCUAUCUGUGGUUAAGAAGAAAAAAAAAACAAAAUAAAUAAUUUCUUGUGUAUUAAUAAAUUUAUGUGAAAGAAAAAUUUUAACAAAAGUUGUGAUUUCUUGUUGUGUUUUGUGUUGCUGUGAUAUAUGCAUACAUACAUACGUGAAUGUGUACAGUGUUAAUAUUGAAGUGUAAAUUUCAAAGAAAUUGUAAAUAAAUACAUAUACACAUUUAAGUAGAAAACCAAAUAUCGAUUAUACGCAAAAAUAUGACAUUCAUGCAACGACUGGCGUAUAUAUUUCUGCAAUGGCCGGUAGCGAGUGCAACAAUAAAAAUAUUGCCCGUGUCGUGUUCUUGUUUGUUUCCUGUUUGAAGUAUUGUGGAAACUACUCUGACUGAAGAUCUAGAAAUCAAAAAUCCUAAAAAUCAAGCAACAACCAUUCAAAAAAAAAAAAAAAUAAAUAAAUAAAAAAUAUUUAUUAAAAAAAAUAAUUGUCAAAACUAACGCACAUUUUUAAAUAAAAUCCCUACAACAUAAUGGAUUGGACUUGGGCUAUUGCUGGUGUCAACGACGAUAUACCACGCACAGCUGGACCGGAGUGCGUUAAUUAUAUGACAAAUCGUCGACGCUGGACCGAAUCGAUAAUACUGAGUUCCAUUUUCAUAUAUCUAAUAUAUCGGGCGGCGAAACGUAUGAAUCCGAUUGUAUUGCCAACAGCGAAAGAAAUCAACAAACCACAUUCUGCCAUAAGACUUAUGCUAAUAAUAAUGAUGACAUUAAUAUUUGGCAUCGAAUUGGGCUUUAAAUUUGCUAAUAGAAAUAUGAUCUACGUACUGAAUCCAUGUCAUAUACAGACUGUGGUGCAGAUCUAUCUUCUGGCCGCGAAGCCCAGUAAGACGACCAUAGCGCUGUUUCGUAUACAAAUGAAUAAUUUGAAUGGUCCAUUUUUGGCGUUCCUGUUUCCGGAAGUUGAAUGUCGUACGUUGUAUUUUGAACAGGCGACUUAUUGGAUCCAGCAUGCGCUGUUAUAUAUAAUACCAGUGUAUUUAUUAAAAACUGGUGCUUAUCAAAUGGAGGAUAUAAAUGAUUACAACUGGACCACUAUUGGGACUGCUACCAUGUUGCUUUAUCAUUUUGCUUUUUUGAGUACAAUAUCAAUGUAUAUCGGCAUCAAUCUCAGUCAUAUGCUCUGCGCUGCACAGUCAGAUCCUUUUCAAGGUCAAAAUUAUCGUAUCGCCGCCACAAUACAUGAAAUAUUCUUAUGUCCCAUAUUAAAUAAAGUAACGGUACUUCUGUGUUGUAAACCAACAACAACUGUAAUGCUUACAAAAAAACUCAAACCAAAUUUAGAGUUACGUCUUACAAAUAGCAACAACACCGCAAGACGUAUCUCAACCGAAAAUGCUUUACUCACCGCACGAUUGGAUAAUACAUACGAACAACUCUCGAGAUCAGUACCAGCAACACCCACAUCCCAAUCGCCCACCACCUCGACCGGCUCGCCAAUAAGUGAAAUAUCAUUAGUUGCCGAAAUGGCGGCAGCAGUAGCCGCCGGUAGUGGUCCGGUAACGAUUAUGCGACGUUUAAAACGAAAUUCCAUUAAUGCGCUUACAGGUGAGAGUGUGAGUGGUGUGCAGUUGGGCGCAGCUGAUCAAGAAGAGCGCACUAAUACGACAUAUGUACGUGAUAUGAUUGAUUUGUUGAAUGGUGAAUGCGCGAAUACGACAACAAGUGUCGCCAACGAUGAUUAUACAAUGCCAACAACAAAAAUUGACUAGUAUACAACGAAUUUAAAUGGCAGUGCUUGGCGGCGUUGGUUGUGGGCGUUAACACACAACAUUACCAUUUCCAUUUCCAUUACAUCCAUAUUGUGAAAAUAUACUAACAUAAUGGAAAAGCAAUAGAAAAAGUGCGAUUAACAUGGAAGGUCAAUUUUAUUUUGAGACUUAACAACAAAACAAGCAGACAAGAAGUAAGAGCAGUUAAGCUGUUAUGUACCUGAGUUUUUCCGGCAAAUGAAAAUAAAGCUAAAUUCAAAAAAAAAAAAAAAAAAAAAGGAAAUUAUUAUUCAAAAAUGAUGGUGGCAAUAAAUCUCAACUUUUUCAUCGCAGCGGCUGUAAGGUGUAUAAAUAAAAACGAAAUGAAAACGUAACUAAAAUUUAACAAAAAAUCCAAAGUAAUGUAAAUACACAUCCGUUCAUAAAUACAUAUAGUAAAUGAUUUUCGUAAAUGCAUAUGCAGUAUACAGUAGCUGUAUGUAAUAAAUAUAUAGAAUAUUUGAGAUAAUUUUAACACAUAAUUUUAAAUGUAAAAUUAAACUAUUUAUAUAUGUAGCGUGUAAACUGAUAAAUACAAAAGAAAAAAACAAUAUACUUAAUGCACGUGAACUUUAGUAACUUAAACUGGAAAUAAUACAAAUAUUUCAUGUGUAACUAAAAAGACAAGAAAAAAAUAAACUUUUAUAUACAUUUAGGGUUGUUUAAGAAGUUAUUUAAAAAAUAUAUAUUUUGGCAACCAAAAACUGAAACAACCAAUUACUGUAAACUUUAAAUGCUCAUCAAUUUGUAUACUUAAAUAACGCAUGUUAAGCAAAUCAAAUUAAUUUGUAAUAACUCAACUCAAAUAAUAUAUGCAUAUUUGUACAUAUUUACUUACAUACAUAUAUUGCUAACUAAUAUAUCUUGUAUCAAUUUUUCUUGCCAAUUAUUGAUGAAAUAAAAAAAAACAGUUGUUAACUACGUAGUAUACGCAUAUACGUAUGUAUGUAAAUAUAAUUAAAGUACGUUCGAAACCAAAAUUUUAUUGCAAGCUAUGCAUUAUUCUGUUUUUAAAACUAGAUCAAAAAAAUUUUAAAUGUUUCUUUUUAUCAUGUAACAUGCAUAACAAGUUGUGAUUUCCAAAAAAAAAAA